AUGUGUCCCGACCAGCAGGAUGCCAACAGAACUGAUUUCGCCCUGGAGGGUCUCCUUCAAGAGGUGCUGAAGACAGCCCUCAUCCACGAUGGCCUCGCACGCGGCAUCCGCGAAGCUGUCAAAGCCUUAGACAAGCACCAAGCCCAUCUCUGUGUGCUUGCAUCCAACUGUGAUGAGCCUAUGUCUGUCAACUUGGUGGCGGCCCUUUGUGCUGAGCACCAAAUCAACCUAAUUAAGGUUGAUGACAACAAGAAACUUGGGGAAUGGGUAGGCCUCUGUAAAACUGAUCGAGAGGGAAAGCCACGGAAAGUAGUUGGUUGCAGUUGUGUAGUGGUUAAGGACUAUAGCAAAGAAUCUCAGGCCAAGGAUAUCAUCGAAGAGUACUUCAAGUGCAAGAAAUGAAUAAAUAAAA
Molecule: messenger RNA, 412 nt
Organism: Alexandromys fortis (reed vole)
Lineage: Eukaryota; Metazoa; Chordata; Mammalia; Rodentia; Cricetidae
Product: 40S ribosomal protein S12-like
Exons: 2
Coding region: 1-402 (133 amino acids)
Biological process (GO): translation
Cellular component (GO): ribosome; cytosolic small ribosomal subunit
Molecular function (GO): structural constituent of ribosome
Source: RefSeq, a predicted model, not a curated record